AUGAUAGUUCUCGCUCACAAUUUCGACUUGGACAAUGUAGCGAAUAUAAAGAAGCAUGGACAUGAUCGAGCUUCUGAAACAGUUGAAUCUUCCAAGUUUGAAGAAAUUUAUAAUAGAAUAUUUCUUACUAUUUAG
Messenger RNA from Ambispora gerdemannii, 135 nucleotides. Lineage: Eukaryota; Fungi; Glomeromycota; Glomeromycetes; Archaeosporales; Ambisporaceae. The record is from the annotation of a GenBank genome assembly.